This is a messenger RNA of Schistosoma rodhaini, 1230 nucleotides long. The record is from the annotation of a GenBank genome assembly. NCBI's taxonomy places the organism in Eukaryota, Metazoa, Platyhelminthes, Trematoda, Strigeidida, Schistosomatidae.
AUGAGAUAUACUCUGUUAUUCUGUCAAUCGAUCACUGUCUACUCGAUAAUCUUCAUGAUUUCGAGGUUUAUCAAGUGCCAUGAAAUAUGCACGAAACCGGAAUUAGGGAAAUACAGAAAAGUGAUAUUUGAGAAUGAUUCCUAUGAAUAUUCUCACCAUUACUACUACUCCCAGCUUAUACGUUUAAAUCAGCCUACUCCAGUUUUUAGUGGAAAGUUUGAAAAAGUGAUUUUUUCACAGAGUGUCGUCCCAGCAUUCUUGAUCAAAUUUUACGAUAUUGACGUCGAUACACUCAAUGUAGCCAGUUUUGGUUUGCAAAUGAUGUACAAAGGAGAGCUCGUAGGACAAAUUGACAAUGAAUUAAAAAUCCAUGCUCAGUCUAACUUAGAGAUUUCAAAUAAUAAGGAAUUAUUGGCUUUGAGACAAACUUAUCAUAAACAAGAUAAUGGUGAAAGUUUUACAUUCACGGUAACCAGUUUGAUAUAUCCGAAUGGGAAGAUAGCGUUCUAUUAUGAUGAUGUUUCUAAGGCAACUAACGGAAUUCAACUGCAAUCGAACAUUUUAGGAGUAAUUAAUUGUGGGGAAAAUGGAGCAAUUUUACUUCUGGCUAAAACAUACGUUCCGGAAGAAUGGAUUCAUAGUGGCACGUUGGUGGAACAUGAAGUUCUCGGGGAUUGUCCAAAACAGAAAACGAUUAAUGCAUGUGAAGAUGCGAAAACACCAGAUAGAACGUGUAUUUGGUGCGAAAACUCCGAUAUGUGCACUGCUAGUAAUGACAAGGAUAAUCAUGACUUCAAAGUGGAUGGUUGCCAUGUUGAAGCGAUGUCGAAUGUCAAUGAUACGAGUGAAGCAACACUUAUCAGUCAAAGAGAAACAACGACAGAUAUCACUGAACCUGACUUAACAAAUGAAUUGACCAAAACCAAUCAAAUAACUGAAUCAUAUUUGAGUAGUUCGAUUGUCGACGCUUCGAGUGAGCCAACACUUCCAUAUCACGGAGAACCAACGACAGGUAUCACCGAACCUGACUUAACAAAUGAAUUGACCAAAACCACUCAAACAACUGAAUAUCAAUUGAAUAUUACUGAAAGAAUGACUGAAAACAAAGAACAAAGAAAUUCAAUCAAUUCCCUGUACAUUGUUAUACCACUUGUUGUCGUUUUUUUCGUUGUAUGCAUUGUCUGUGUCAUUUGUCUGUGGUUAUACAGGAGGAAGAAAUACAAUCCAUGA